This is a messenger RNA of Tribolium madens (black flour beetle), 892 nucleotides long. Its product is annotated as protein TonB-like. The record is from RefSeq and is a predicted model, not a curated record. Bases 117 to 764 code for a protein of 215 amino acids. The transcript is spliced from 2 exons. Lineage: Eukaryota; Metazoa; Arthropoda; Insecta; Coleoptera; Tenebrionidae.
ACACUAGAAAAAGGGGGGAUAGAAAGCCAUAGUGCAAAGUUUUGACACAAAUCCCCCAAGAAAUAUAAAUACAACCCAAGCGUCUGUUUCCAUUAUCAGUCGUAAACACAUCCAAUAUGAAGCUUCAAAGUGCACUGGUUUUGAUAUUGGGUUUGGUGCUAGUCUCCGCCACCCCCGGUGAAGAGAAGAAAGAAAAAACCGAAAAAGCCGCUGAGAAAAAGGACAAACGUGGUCUUUUCGAUUUUGGCUAUGGUUUUGGGGGUGGCCAUGAAAUCGGGGGUGGCAUCGAAUUUGGUCAUGGAAUUGGUCUUGGGGGCGGUAUUGAAGAACACGGCCAUGUCAAACACGUGACCAUCACUAAGGAGGUUCCAUACCCAGUACCACAUCCCGUACCCUAUCCAGUGGUCAAGAAAGUGGCAGUGCCAUACCCUGUCAAAGUGGCAGUACCUGUUGACCGCCCAUACCCCGUCCAUAUACCCAAACCAUACCCUGUUCCUGUCGAAAAACCAGUACCCUACCCGGUCGAAAAACCAGUACCUUAUCCUGUUAAAGUACCAGUCAAGGUACCUGUACCAGUGCCUCACCCAUACCCUGUACCCAAACCAGUACCUUAUCCAGUGCACAAACCUGUACCAUACCCAGUCAAAGUACCUGUCUAUGUAGAGAAACACGUUCCAGUUCUGGUCAAAGAACAUCACCAUGAAGGGUUCGGAAGUUUCGGAAUAGGACAUGGAAUCGAAGAAUUUGGAGGGUUCCAUCAUUAAGCGACUGACGUUGCUUUUCUGUUGUUCUCAUCAGUAUUGUUGCACUGCGUUUUGCUCAUUUCAUCUCUGUCUAAGUUAAAUUAUAUUUAUUCCUUUAUUUUCUACUUAAUAAAAUGUUCUUUUUAAAA